AUGCAAGUGAUGCGGAUCGAUAUGAUAUUUUCACCGGUCUCUGAUAGUAUCACGAAGACACAUUCUUCCACCGUUUCUGCUCAGAAAGCCCAGGCAGCUGAAUGUGCUGCACCAGGUCGUCUCAUGUCUCAGUCGCUACGAUAUUCGAGAUAUCGCGAUACAUAUAUAUGUACAUUUUGUAAUGCACUACUCAUAAGGUUGCUGAUAUUUGACGUGCUUCACCUUGACGCUUGUUCAUUCAGUGUGCUGCUGACCCAGCAGACUGACUUAUCUGAGUGGUAUUCAACCUUUACUCAAACCCCUCUAAUUUGUACAUCUAUAUACUCAACGUCACGAUUCCACAACAAACAUUCUAUCGUCUGA
Molecule: messenger RNA, 363 nt
Organism: Opisthorchis viverrini
Lineage: Eukaryota; Metazoa; Platyhelminthes; Trematoda; Opisthorchiida; Opisthorchiidae
Exons: 2
Coding region: 1-363 (120 amino acids)
Source: RefSeq, a predicted model, not a curated record